AUGAUCAACAAAAUUGCCUCAGAUGUUACGGCUGUGUUGGGUUUUACACCAUCAAAAGACUUUGAUGACUUUAUUGGCAUAGGAGCUCGUAUCAUAGAGAUAAAGUCUAAGUUGAUCCUACAAUCAGAAGAAGUUAAGGUGAUUGGGGUUGUGGGUCCUCCCGGGAUUGGUAAGACGACCAUUGCCAGAGUUUUAUUCAAUCAACUCUCUCCUGGUUUUCCAUUCAGCACGUUCUUGGAGAAUAUAAGAGGAAGUUACGAGAAGCCUUGUGGUAACGACUAUCAGGUCAAGUUGUGUUUGCAAAAAAAAUUGUUGUCUCAAAUAUUCAACCAAAGGGAUAUUGAGGUUCGCCACUUAGGAGUGGCCCAAGAAAUGAUGAGUGACAAAAAAGUGUUGGUUGUUCUUGAUGAAGUGGGUAGCUGGUGGCAACUAGCGGCAACGGCUGACCAGCGUGGAUGGCUCGAUCCCAGAAGUAUAAUUAUUAUUACAACUGAAGAUAAAAAACUUCUCAAGGCACUCGGACUCGGGAUCAAUCAUAUCUACCAGAUGGAAUUUCCAACUUCAAGUGAGUCUCUGCAGAUCUUCUGCCAAUAUGCUUUCGGUCAAACGUCUCCAUAUUACGGUUUUGAAAGCCUUGCUUGGGAAGUUACUAGUCUUUCUGGUGAUCUUCCUCUAGGACUGAGAGUCAUGGGAUCGUAUCUACGAGGAAUGUCCAGGGACUACUGGAUAGACGCACUACCAAGGCUCAGGUCUAGCCUUGACACAGAAAUUGAAUCAACUUUAAGAUUUAGCUACGACGUCCUAAGUGAUAAAGAUAAAGCUCUUUUCCUGCAUAUUGCAUGUUUCUUUGUUGGUUUCGGGGAAGAUUUCAUUAAGAGAUGUCUUGAAAAAAGUGGUUUGGACGUCAACCAUGGGCUUCAAGUCUUAGCUAAUAAAACUCUUAUAUCUAUAGAGAACAGAUACGUAAAAAUGCAUUGUUUACUGCAACAAAUGGGUAGAGAAAUUGUCAAGAAAGAGUCUUCAGAGGAGCCUGGAGAUCGACAAUUCUUGAUGGAUACCAUGGAGAUUUCUGAUGUCCUUGAAGAAGAUACUGAGUUUUUUUUUUACAUCUGCAGUCUUCUGUUUCCUUGGUUUAUAAGGUGA
Molecule: messenger RNA, 1143 nt
Organism: Brassica napus (rape)
Lineage: Eukaryota; Viridiplantae; Streptophyta; Magnoliopsida; Brassicales; Brassicaceae
Product: disease resistance-like protein DSC2
Exons: 1
Coding region: 1-1143 (380 amino acids)
Biological process (GO): defense response
Molecular function (GO): ATP hydrolysis activity; ADP binding
Source: RefSeq, a predicted model, not a curated record